Elaeis guineensis (African oil palm) is the source of this 1156-nucleotide messenger RNA. RefSeq lists its product as uncharacterized. NCBI's taxonomy places the organism in Eukaryota, Viridiplantae, Streptophyta, Magnoliopsida, Arecales, Arecaceae. The record is from RefSeq and is a predicted model, not a curated record.
UAUAGCUCUAGGAUGGAGACGCUUUCCUCCAUCCAUAUCCACCUUUCCUCAAACAUCUAACUUCUUCCAAGCUCAAGUCUACCUCUUAGUUCUUAAUUUUUUUCUCCAUCCAUGCACAGCGCUAUGGAGCAAAAAAGGUAUUGGAUGUGCACUAGAAGGAAAUCGGUUGAGAGACCCCAUGUCAGCUCUUCGAUCUACAAAAUCUCCAAAAGCUCUUUCUACAAAGAAUCAUGGGAAGAACAAGCCUUCGCAGAGGACUUUGCAGGUCACUUGGGUGGUUGUGUUUGGCCUCCAAGAUCCUAUGCAUGCAGCUUCUGUCGACGGGAAUUCCGAUCGGCCCAAGCACUUGGUGGUCACAUGAACGUACACCGGAGGGACAGGGCGAGGCUCAAACAAUCUUUAAGCCCCACCACUGAAAGCCUUGACACUCAUCAGCAUCAUCACCACAGUCCCUGCACACCAUUAGGCACAUGGUAUCUGGACCAGGUUCCCUCUCCGGUAAGCAACAGCAACCCUAACCCUAAUUGUGAUGUUGUAGCAUCGGUUGUCUCUCCAAGGGUCUCAGCAGCAUCCACCAGAGAGAAGAGCAAAAACUCCUUGGUUUCUCCUCCUUAUUCUUCGACCAUUAUUCGGGAGAAUCCAAUGAAAUCAUCCCUUUUCACUGCGACUCGAUCCCUCACAGAUCCAACGACCUCUCGACAGCUAACUUCGCCAGAAUUGAAACUUGGAAGAGAGAAUUUGAAGCUCAGGGAAGUAGGUUUUCGGUUUUCAAGUAAUCUAGGCAACGAUGAGGAGGAGAAGGUUAGUAGCAAGAGACAGCGGACCGAUCCACUAUAUUUCUUGAAGGGGGUUGCUUCAGUCGGCCAACAAAAACUCCACUCUGAGGUACCUAAACUUCGUCCUUGCCCUGAUGAAGAAUUUGAUCUUGAGCUUAGGCUUGGACGGCUUCCGAAGGAUAUAUAAAUAGAAUUGCAAAUCCAUCAUGCUUCUGUAUCUGUUUGUAUCCUUGGUUUCUGUUCUCCUUUUCCUUUCUUCUUCUUCUCAACUUUUGGCCAAAGGCUUUGCUCAUCUUCAGAUUGAACGGUUGUAUCUUUAAAUUUAUCUGUGGUCAAAAAUUAUAAGAAUAACACUGAUGGUACCAUAUAUUAGAAUGAAA